Molecule: messenger RNA, 879 nt
Organism: Pyricularia oryzae 70-15
Lineage: Eukaryota; Fungi; Ascomycota; Sordariomycetes; Magnaporthales; Pyriculariaceae
Exons: 1
Coding region: 173-649 (158 amino acids)
Source: RefSeq, a predicted model, not a curated record
UUUGAUGCCAAUGACAGAGUCUGCUGUGUCCAAGUCGGCCCCAGUGGGAACGGCAAAGUGUAGUUGGAUAGUCCAUCCCCAAAAUCCUGCACUGGUAAUAGGAUUCGGACCCAAGUCAGCCCACAUAAUCGACUGAAACCUGUUCUAACAUGGGACAUAAAACAUCAGUUACAUGAGUGGUCAUGAUGUUGAUAUCCCAAACUCGAUUGCCGCAACCGUUUCUCCGUCCCAGACACAUGCACUUGAGCGCGUCUUGGUGACGCACGAUAGAAAGCGCAUACUUAUUCAGCUGGCUGCCGCGCAAGAAGGUGCUGGAGAAAAGAUCCUUUUGUUCCUAGAAGCCAGUCCUUUCUUUUUAAGUGCUGCAACGCAGCAGACUACCUCUGCAGCAACCGUGAGGGGCGAGCCAAAGGUCAUCAGCCCCAAUGUUCUUGACACGGCCGUCUCUUCGCAGAUCUCCCUGGUGCGGGGAUUCUCGCCGAGCAACGCCUGGUGCAUUUAUCCAGGUCAUUUCAGGUGUGUAUUUGGAAUAUGUCGCCGGUACUCCGAAGUUGAAAUUGCCUCACGCAGCAGAUGGAUGGUGCGCCAGUCAAGAGCCCACGGUGCCUGGAUCAGAGAUCUUCUCCCUACCAGGAGACUGGAUAGGUAGAGAGUGCGCUCGGCUAUGUUGCAUGUGGCCAAAUGAGAGGGCCAUCCUGUGUCCGCGCAAUGGAGAAGUUUGCGUCAUCCGGAGCACAACGGUGAUCCGGACUCGGGGAUUUUCUGCCAUUUGUUAAUAUUUUCUGGGAGCAGAUGUGCACAUCUUGUCUAGCACAAGACCAAAGACCAGGGUUUGUACAUAUAGUCGAUGGCACUGCUGUUAUGUAUAAUCAUGCGACA